Paramecium pentaurelia is the source of this 961-nucleotide messenger RNA. The record is from the annotation of a GenBank genome assembly. NCBI's taxonomy places the organism in Eukaryota, Ciliophora, Oligohymenophorea, Peniculida, Parameciidae.
UAUGAGAACAACUUAAGCUAAAUUCGAACACGUCAGAAGUGAAUAAGCACAAACUCCAAUCAAUGAAAUUAGAGUCUCAGCUAAACGUCUUGAUGGCUCUUAUAUCAAAAGAGCUAUUGAAUUAUUGCUUGGCACAGAAGAAAUCCCAAAAUAAGACACUGUUUUUAUUAAAGGAAUUGAUAAUGCCAUUCCUAAAGUAUUGGUGAUUAGUGAAAUUGUAAGAAGAAGAGUUGUUGGAUUAUCUCAAGUAUAUAAUACAAUUAAUUACAAAGAUUAAUUAAAUUGGUAAUACUUAAAUUGUGGACAAAUAUGUCCCAACAGAAGAAGGAUUAAUUGAAGUCAAUAUCACUAAAUAGUUGUCUAUUUUAACAGUGAAAUUGACAACUAAACCUACAGAGGAAGAUAAAAAGUCUAUUGGAUACUAAGAACCUCUUCCUGAAUCUGAAGUUGUUCCUUAAAGAUAAAGACAAUGUAUUUUCAUAAAUUGAAUAAUUAGAAGGAGAAAAAAGAGAAAGAAAUACAAGACAAAACAGAGGUGCUCCAAGAGGUGAAAAUAAUAGAGGUUAAGAUAGAAGAGAUAACAGAGAUAACAGAGAUAACAGAGAUAAUAGAGAUAACAGAGAUAAUAGAGAUAGAAGAGAUAAUAGAGACAAUAGAGACAAUAGAGACAAUAGAGACAAUAGAGAUAGAAGAGACAAUAGAGACAAUAGAGAUAGCAGAGACAAUAGAGAUAGAAGAGAUAACAGAGAUAACAGAGACAAUAGAGAUAACAGAGACAAUAGAGAUAACAGAGACAAUAGAGAUAACAGAGACAAUAGAGAUAACAGAGAUAGUAGAGAUAACAGAGAUAGAAGAGAUAAUAGAGAUAACAGAGAUAACAGAGAUAAUAGAGAUAAUAAUAGAUAAAAUAAUACCAGAAAUACAAAUACAAAUACAAAAGUAUAAGACAAGUAAUAAUGAG